Molecule: messenger RNA, 3699 nt
Organism: Cyphellophora europaea CBS 101466
Lineage: Eukaryota; Fungi; Ascomycota; Eurotiomycetes; Chaetothyriales; Cyphellophoraceae
Exons: 3
Coding region: 1-3699 (1232 amino acids)
Biological process (GO): intracellular signal transduction
Molecular function (GO): guanyl-nucleotide exchange factor activity
Source: RefSeq, a predicted model, not a curated record
AUGGCAGACUAUAGCUCCCGUGACCGAUUUUAUGGCUCUCGCAACCCUGCUUAUAAUCCGCCGCAGCAGGACAGACAGCGAGAUGCCGCAUUUCACAACAUCUUUGGUGGCGCGCCACCCCCCGGCCGAUCUCAGACCAUGACCAGCGACACCCAGUAUAUGAUGGAGCAGCAGCCCCGUCUUCAGAGUUUGACGUCGCAAUCACCUCAAAAUAUGCCUAUGCGGCCACCGCCGCAGCGACAAUUUCCGCCAGGCUAUGAUCGAGCGAAUGGCACAUCAGCGCCAUAUAUGUCGAACGGUAUGACUGGCGCCAACGGCGCGAGACAGCCUCCUCCGAACCCGGCUCCAUUCCCCGACCGACGACAAUAUCCUCCUCCUCAACGCAUAGAGCCAGGACCCGGCGGCCCCAUGCCUGGGUAUGGAAGGAAACCGGUGCCAAACAGAAUGCCUCCACCAGCAAUGAACAAUGAUGCGUAUAGGUCACGAUCAAUGGUGGGACCACGACCUGGCGAGCCACAGCAGCUUCGGGGACCACCCCCGAACAGUUUUCAACAAGGCACAGCCAACGCCUUCCGACAGCAACCUUAUCAGGCCAUGGGCGCGAGAACGACUCAGCAUGGUCGAGCAAUUCCAGAACGCGCGAAUGAUCGAGCCAUGACCAUGGGUGGCUAUUCAAGUAUGGAUGGCGAUCACACGCAGCUGACCAGUGGUAGAGUCAUUCCCGGGCGACGGCGCGAGUCAGGCUCCGACCCGUUCUCAGAUCACGCUGCACCUUCGUUCACUAAACCACCGCCCCAAAACAGUUUUAACCAGCCACCCGCCUCAAGGCGACCACCCAGCGAGGGCAGCUCUACGAUCCCAACUCGUGCUGUUUCCACAGCUUCUGUUACCUCCACUUAUUCUAUUGGGGGCUUGAGCGACUCUAGUACCGUCGUCAACGGGUCCAGGAGCGACAGUAUGUCGGCGCGAAGUCGUCCUCCGGCUCAGCCGCAGCCUCAACAAUCUCAUACGAGUAGCGCUAGCAACGCUGUAACUCUUGUUCAACGUCGUUCGCCGCUCGUCUACCCUGCCCUCCUAUCCCGCGUCGCGGAUGCUUUUCAAGAGAGAAUCGGUCUUGGCGAUCGAAACAAGAACGAUUUGUCCUACAAGAACGCCUUUACUGGUGCAGAGGCCGUUGAUUUGAUUGCGUAUAUCAUCAAGACCACGGAUCGAAACCUCGCACUCCUGCUCGGCCGCGCUCUGGAUGCGCAGAAGUUUUUCCACGAUGUGACCUACGAACAUCGUUUGCGAGAUGCACCAGGCGAGGUGUACCAGUUCAAGGAAACUAUGGGUGACGACAACACAUCGAAGACUGGCCACGUCGACGGUGUUUUCACGUUGCUCACCGAAUGCUACUCCCCAACGUGUACCAAAGACCAGCUCUGUUAUUCUAUUGCCUGUCCACGACGACUCGAACAGCAGGCACGCCUCAAUAUGAAACCCAGUGGCCUCCGCCACACGGCAUCGAAGAGUAGCUUGCAUGAUGAAGAUCAAGAGCAGAAGCUGUGGAUCAACAGCGUGCCGAAGGAAGUUGCAGACAGGAUCGAUGAUCGGGAGAAAAAGCGACAGGAAGUCAUCUCCGAGAUUAUGUACACCGAGCGCGACUUUGUGAAAGACUUGGAGUAUCUACGCGACUUUUGGAUUCGACCGCUACGGGGCUUGAGUGCGAAUGUCACAUCGCCCAUCCGCGAAGAGAAGCGAGAAAAAUUCGUUCGUACUGUCUUUGGCAAUUCUCAAGAGGUCCUAGCUGUCAACUCCAAAUUUGCGGACGAGCUUUCGAAGAGACAGAAGGAACAGCACGUGGUUCAGCAAAUUGGCGACGUCUUCCUCAAAUGGGUGCCACAGUUUGACCCGUUCAUCAAGUACGGUGCGAACCAAAUGUAUGGAAAGUACGAAUUCGAAAAGGAGAAGGGCAUGAAUCCAGCAUUUGCGCGUUUUGUGGAUGAAACCGAGCGUCUCAAAGAAUCCCGCAAGCUCGAACUCAAUGGCUACUUGACCAAGCCCACCACUCGCCUUGCGCGAUAUCCACUACUUCUCGACAAUGUUCUCAAAUACACCAAGGAGGACGAUCCUGAUAGAAAAGACAUACCCAAGGCCAUUGGCAUCAUCCGAGACUUCCUUGCCAAGGUCAACGCUGAGAGCGGCAAAGCCGAAAAUCACUUCAAUCUCCUUCAAUUGAGCCAGCAGCUCAAAUGGAACCCCGGCGAGUACACGGAUCUCAAGCUGACUGAAGACAAUCGUGUCAUUUUGACCAAGAUGACCUUCAAGAAGGCUGCGGGCGACUCGGCAGAAGUUAUUGUCUAUCUGUUCGACCAUGCUGUUCUGAUGUGUCGAGUCAAGACUGUCAGCAAGCGAGAAGAAUUACGUGUGUACCGCAAACCUAUUCCCCUGGAGCUGUUGAUGAUCGCCGAGAUGGGCGAAGUCAUUCCUCGUAUCGGGAUUGCCAAACGAUCCUCGUCCAGUCUCAUACCUGGCAACAAGUCUUCGACUGCCCCGGCCGGACAGAAGGAGGCUUAUCCAGUCACUUUCAAGCAUCUCGGUAAAGGCGCAUAUGAGCUGCAGCUGUUUGCACCUUCAGUUACCCAGCGCAAGAAGUUCAUUGAAAUGGUGGAAGAGCAACAGACAAAGCUGCGAGCGAGAAGCAGUAACUUUUACACCAAAAAUAUCCUCUGUCAAGCCUUCUUCAACUCUCAGAACCGUGUCAACUGCUUGGUGCCAACUGAUGGAGGUCGUAAGCUCAUCUACGGUACAGAUAAUGGCAUUUACAUUGCCGAUCGAUGGCCCAAGGACAAGUCUGUCAAGCCUCGCCGGAUCAUUGAUGCUACUCAGGUCACUCAGAUCGACACUCUCGAGGAGUAUAGACUGCUUCUGGUGUUGUCCAACAAGACCCUACAGUCUUACCCCUUCGAAGCUCUGGAUCCCCAGAACCAAAAUUCGUUAGCCAUUCGGCCACGCAAGAUCCAAGGUCACUCCAAUUUCUUCAAGGCUGGAAUCGGUCUUGGCCGGCAUCUGGUGUGUUCGGUGAAGACAUCGCAGCUUUCUACCACCAUCAAGGUCUACGAGCCGGUCAACACUCUCGCCGAGGGAAAGAAAAAGCCAGCGCUCAGUAAGAUGUUCGCUAGCGGUCAAGAAACGCUUAAGCCAUUCAAGGAAUUUUACAUCCCAGCCGAAUCGUCCUCGGUCCAUUACUUGCGUUCCACCCUUUGUGUUGGGUGUGCACGUGGCUUCGAGGUCGUCUCGCUCGAGACGACCGAGCGUCAAUCCCUGCUUGAUCAGGCCGACACUUCUCUAGACUUCGUCACUCGCAAGGAGAACGUUAAGCCCAUUCACAUAGAACGUCUGAACGGGGAGUUCCUGCUCAACUACUCGGACUUUUCAUUCUUUGUCAACCGCAACGGCUGGCGAGCCCGACAAGAUUGGAAGAUCCAAUGGGAGGGAACGCCACAGGCAUUUGCUCUUAAUUACCCCUAUAUUCUGGCUUUCGAGCCCAAUUUCAUUGAGAUUCGACACAUCGAGACGAGCGAGUUGAUCCACAUCAUGACUGGGAAGAAUUUGAGGAUGCUGCACACAAGCACUAGAGAGAUUCUGUAUGCAUACGAAGAUGACAACGGAGAAGAUGUGAUUGCCAGUCUGGAUUUCUGGCAACAAGCGCCUCCAUGA